Molecule: messenger RNA, 1275 nt
Organism: Lizanozyma spartinae
Lineage: Eukaryota; Fungi; Ascomycota; Pichiomycetes; Serinales; Debaryomycetaceae
Exons: 1
Coding region: 1-1275 (424 amino acids)
Molecular function (GO): protein binding
Source: RefSeq, a predicted model, not a curated record
AUGAUACCUUUAAUCACCAUUCAACAAAGCUUUGAAAGCGUUAUAGACGAUUGCACACGAGGUGUAGUCGACGAGGAAGACAUAUGGGUUACCAGACGUCUGUUGAAUAAGGCAGAUGAUGCAAUUACUGAGUAUUACGAUUUAACCAUAGCUAAAGGUGAUCACCUAUCCUAUAGCAACGUUCAAGUCACAUUAACCCCUUUAAAGUCACAUCAAUAUGAAUUGAAGUUGAAGGACGAUAGGUAUAUUAUUGAAACCGGUAUCGAUGUUACAACCAUUGAAGGUACGAUUAAUUCCAUUGACGCCGCCAAAAGUGUUGAUACUCCAAUAGUUAUUGUGGCCAAAGACUUUGAAGUCGCUUGUAUUGAUAUAAAAGAAAAAGUUAUAACUAAUCAAUUGAGGCUAUCCAGUAAAGUCACGAGUCCUAUUUUAAAGGCAUAUUUGUUCCCAUCCAAUAAAGUCAUUCUUACCGUGAAUUUGGACUACUCAUGUAAUAUUUUUCCACUAGAGCAAACCAAACAUGAAGACGAAGGUGAUGAAGAUCAAGACGAAGAUGAAGAUCCUCAACCUGUGCGCACUUUCAUUGGACAUAAAAAGACUAUCACCAGUUUACAAUUGAUUGGAUGUAAAGGAAGAAACGUUCUUACGGGAUCAAAGGAUGGUAAGAUCAAUUUGUGGGAUUGCGGCAGUGGUACAUUGGUGAAAUCAUUUUACAGAAUAGAUGGCAUUGAUGAUCCAGUGAACAGCAUAGUUCUUGGGAACAUCGAACCUUUGAAAGAUCAACCUAUUAAUAACGUAAAUGAAUUUGAAACCUCGGGUAUAUGUUUCUAUGCUGGAUAUCAAAGUGGAAUAAUUCAACAAUUUGAUAUUGUUAACCACAACCAAACUAGAAUCAAAUUUAAGAAUGAUGAUCCAAUUGUUAAAUUAAUUAAUGUGGAGAAUAAGUACCUUGUUAGUGGACACGAGAAUGGGGUUUUAAGUAUCUGGAGUUUAAAAACAAACGAGAAAGUCUUUCAAAUUCAGUUCAAUCAGGAUUAUCCAAUUAGUCUUAUUGAGUGUAUUGAAUUGAGUCAUCAUCAAGAUACCAUAAAGCUUGUUAUAUAUAAUGGGCCUGAAACGUUACUUCGAUUGAGUAUAGACUUAGCCAAGAGCACAAUGGAUUCAUUGCACUACUUGGUAGGACUACCUGAAGUUUUCCAAUUGACUGAUAUGACUGUAAAGAACAAUGUAUUAUAUGUUGUAGGCAAUGAUGGAUUCCUUUACAGCUACAGGUAA